Messenger RNA from Dermochelys coriacea (leatherback sea turtle), 3188 nucleotides. It is a transcript of the gene CEP89, whose product is annotated as centrosomal protein 89. Gene Ontology annotation, cellular component: centriole; ciliary transition fiber. Bases 95 to 2365 code for a protein of 756 amino acids. Gene Ontology annotation, biological process: mitochondrion organization; cilium assembly; chemical synaptic transmission. The transcript has 19 exons. NCBI's taxonomy places the organism in Eukaryota, Metazoa, Chordata, Testudines, Dermochelyidae. The record is from RefSeq and is a predicted model, not a curated record.
CGCGCUGUUGUUGUAAAGCCGGUUGUGAAGGGGUAACUUCUGUGAGUGGCGGUGGCCGUGGCGGCGGGGCUGGUCCCAGUCUCAGCCUGGGCUUAUGGCGCUUAGUUUCAGGAGAGGCCGGAAGGGCCCCUUUAAACAUAUAGCUCAUGGUCUGGUCCCUGCUGCUACCAUAGCUCCUAAACCUGCAGUUCCCCGCACCCCUCCCCCUCGUAGUCCAAACCCUUCUCCAGAAAGGCCCAGAUCAGCCCUAGCAGCAGCUAUUCUAGUGACAAGUUUAACUGGGCGAACCAUUGCUAUUCCCCAGCCUCGUCAAAGAUCACUUUCUGAAAGUGAUACCAGCUAUUUGGAGCAAGAGUGUUUUAUUGAGCCCUAUGCCACAGUCACUGAGCUCAAACUGGGGCCCAGUUGGAAGCAUGAUGAUAGUGAAAGAUCUCCUGUGCAGUCGCUGGAAGUGUCAGGUAAUCAUUGUGAAGAUGAGGACAUGGACACACAUCUUUCAGAGACAGAAAAAGAGCCAGAGCACAACUGUCAGAGUACAGAGAAAAGAGAGGAAAGCUUCAGCAAUGAUGCUAUUUAUGCUGUUCCCUACAAAAAUAAAAAGGGAAAGCUUCCAGUAUCUCCUAGUGUUGAUGUUGAUGAGAAUGAAAUUUCUUCCCAUGAAGCUGCGUUUCGGAUUUUAGUAGACCAGUCAAAUAUACAAGUGGAAGAAGAUGAACCUCCUGUUUUGAAUGUAAAGGAGCAAAAACUGGCAGUUGAAAAUCCACUAAGCGAAAAGCCUCCACCAUCCCCAGAUGUAUCUGUUUGGGCAAGUCAAGGACGGAUGGAUACACCUAAAGAGAAGUUCCAAGAAUUAAAACAAGAAAAUUGGUGUCUAAUCAAGGCAAAUCAGACUAUGGUCCUACAACUUGAGGAACUAAAACAACAAAUAAAGGAACUACAGUUAAAACUUAAGACACUGGAAAAAGAAAAUAAACUUAGAAAAGCUGUAGAGAGUUCACAUAAGGAAGAGGAAGUUGCAGAAUUGCUUUCAUUGCGACAACAAGCCCAGGAACUGGUAGAUGAAAAUGAUGGUUUGAAAAUGACUGUCCAUCGUUUAAAUGUGGAAUUGAGUCGCUAUCAAACCAAAUUCAGACUGUUGUCCCAAGAUGAGAAUAUAAAAAUUGGAGGCCUGCCAAUGAAAGGGCCACCACCUCCCUGGCUGCUGGAUAUGAAAUAUUUGUCACCUCUCCUACUGGCAUAUGAAGACAGAAUGCGAGAAAAGGAAGAUUUAAAUCUUGCACAUGAGGAGGACAUAAGGAAGUUUAGGAUACAAGUUAAAGAAUUGGUGAAGGAGAAUGAACAACUGCACCAGCAAUUAAAUAAAAAUAGUUCUGUUACUCUGAAGGAAUGGCAGCAGCUGCAAACUCAGGCAAAGCUGGUCUUGGAAGAAAAUGGAGUGUUGAUGGAGCAACUUGAAAUUCAGCAGGCUAAAGCAAAGGAAAGUUACAACCAACAUCUUCAGGAAGUUUUUUUCCCCCCCCAUGAAGUUUCAAAAUUGACCAAACAGCUAAUGGUUUUGGAAGCUAAGAAACAGAGCCAGGAAGAGGAGAUAUCAGAGAAUCAGAAGCAGCUGAAGUCUUUAUGCUCCACAUGUGAAGAACUGAAAGCCAAUCUGAAUGGCAGAGUAACAGCAGAGGAGCAUGUUGCUUUGGUAAAUGCAUUAAGAAGUCAGUUGCAACAGGAACAGGAAAAGCAAAGUGCUGAGCUGGAAGAUCUAAUGGAAAGACUAGCAUCAUUGCAAGCACAGAAAAAGAGCCUGCUCUCAGAGAAAAAUGACCUAGUCGCUGACAAGAAGAUCCUGGAAGAAGAGCUGAAAAUAGCGCAAAAGACGAAUAGGAGAUCACAGAAGAAAAUAUGUCUUCUGAAACAGCAGUUGGGAGAAGCAAUGGAAAAGGAAGUGGCAGCUCAUCAGUACUUAGCAAAUCUUAUUAGCUUGGCAGAGAAUAUAAGUCAGGAACGUGACCAUCUUAUACAUUUGACCAAAUGCUUGGAAAGUGAGAAGCAUGGAGUUCUGAACAAAAUAAUAGAAGGGAAUGUACGCUUAGGAAGAUUAGAAGAGAAGGUUAGGGUAUACAAAAAGAAAGCUGCUGGGAAGCUUGGAGACAUCAGUCUCAAAAUGACUGAGCAAGAGGAGGAAUUUGCUGGGAAGGCUUCUCGAUACCAGCAUGAAAUGAAGCACCUCCAGCGGCUACUGCAAGACAAGCAAGAAACCCUUGAUGAAGUGCUGCAGCAGAAAAGAAAUUCCCCAUGGACUCCAGGGAACAAUUCAAAGGCUUUUUGGCAGAGGGCAGUCUGGCUGCAAAGACAUCUAUUCCAUCUGCCUUGAAUAUUAUUGAUGGUUCCUUUACAAUUUUGACCUCUGGAAUUGUAAUGAGGAGAGUAUCUUGACUAUAUAAUUCUGGUAUAACCCCUGAGAUACAGCAAACUACAGAAGACUUUCCAUUUGAUGGGCGCUUUGGGGGGGUUUUUUUGGAUAAAAUUAAAUCUCACAAAAGAAUUGAGAUAUAUAAAGGUGCAUUUCAGGGCUUGUUUUACGUUCCUCUCUGUGGUAUAGGGACAGCAUCUACUCCCCAGAAAUCCCCUCAGUAGGAGUGAAGGGUUCUGGGUGUGCUCCAGAGAGACUGGAAGUGUCAGAGGAGUAUUUUUUUAAACACUUGUCACCAAAAUGAAUUAAUAAAACCCCUUUUUAAACACAGUUUUAAUUCUAAGCCACUUUUGGGCGAAGUGGCCACAAAAGGUCUGAGAGAGAAAGUCAGAAAUAUUUAAGAUGUGCUAUUCUCCCUACCCUGAAUAAUGUUUCACAUUUCUACACCAUAAGGCCUGUCACACUUGGCUUUCUCUAGCGGUGACUGCAUUUCAGUGUUUCUAUAGAAGCUAGCACACAGCCUUCUGCAACAACAGUGAAGAGAAGUUUGGCCAAGGACAUAUGCAAAUACUUGCAUUUACCUGGAAAGGCUAAGAAAGGUCUUGAUGCAAUGAUCCAUACAAAACUAAUUUUAUUUCCAUUCUGAGGUGGACUCAAUCUCUCUCUGCAACAGAAAGGACACAAUAAUUGUCCUGUUGAAACUUCUGCUGUACCUCAGGUUUCAGAGUAGCAGCCGUGUUAGUCUUUAUUCGCAAAAAGAAAAGAAGGACUUGUGGCACCUUAG